CCACCGCUGAGCCGCGGAGGGAGGGGCCGAGGCUUCCGCUCAGCCCUGCCGCGGGGGCGCUGCCCCGGAGCCGGCCCCGCCCCGCCCCUCGGCUGGCUCCCGGCGGCGGGUUUCAGUCGCGGCGCGGCGGGGCUGCAGGAUGGGGCCCGGCUGGCUGGUGGGCGCGCUGCUGCUGCCGCUGCUGCACCUGCACGUGGGGGGCUCGCAGCCCGGCAAGAAUUAUUUGUUGCCUUAUACAUGGAAGACCCCGGAGUGCAAAGACCCAGACUCUGAAUACUAUGAAGAAAACAUUAAUAAAUGUUGCAGCAAAUGCUCUCCAGGUUACCGGAUGCUUCAAAGCUGCAAUAGCAGUGCUGACACACAAUGUGCACCGUGUGAUGAAAACACGUAUACAAGGCUCUGGAACAGAGCUCGGCGCUGCCUGGGCUGCUCAUCCCCCUGCAAUAGCGGAUUAGUGCAGACUCAAGAAUGCACAAGGACCCAUGACAGAAUCUGCAGCUGCCUGGCUAACGCCUACUGUGCUUCAAAACAAAGUCACGGUCGCUGCCUGCUUUGUAAAGCACACAAGACAUGUAAAGAAGGCUUUGGCGUUUCCAAACCAGGAACGAACGUUACGAAUACAGAGUGUUCCCCCUGCCGUCCCGGCACUUUUUCAGAUGAAGAAUCCUCAACUGCCUCCUGCAAACCGCACAGCGUCUGUCAGUCAGUGUCUGUUGCAGGAAGCAACACAAGUGACACAGUCUGCAGUGACUCCAAGGAGGAUGUUUCUGUCACAGCCACAUCUCCUCAUACUACCACACCCAGCACUGGCCAGCCUAUAGCAGCAAGCUCCAUAAAAACCAAUGCCGUCCAGCUUUCUCCUGAUGUCUCUCAGACCAUUGGUAUAAUAGUAGGAUUGACGUCUCUAGUACUCAUCGUAGUUGCAGGGGUUGCCUGUUGCAUUGUUUCUAGAAAAAGAGCUCCAGAUUUGCCCUUCUUGUGUCCUCCAAAGCAGCCUGAGAAAAGGCCACGAGAUACAGGAGCACAGAGCACCAGUGGUCCUAAGCAGGAGGAGCAGCAUCUCUUAGAAACUCCUGGCUCAAGCAGCAGCUCUUUGGACAACACAGCUUCCGGAAUCAGCAUAAUAAGUAUUAACACAGAAAAGAAAGAAACCGAGAGAACUCAGCAGAGACGUAUGACCUCAGAAGGUUGUAAUCAUCACAGCGGAGCCAGACCCGGCUCUGCAAGCUCAGAGCAUUCUGCUAGUGGAGGAACGCAGGUGAACGUAACUUGUAUUGUUAACUUGUGUAAUUCAAACCACAGCCCACAAUUUCCAGAACCGACCACUUCAACCACCACGGAUUAUGAAAAUGUUUCCUACUGCACUCCAACAGAGGAAGAAAUUCCCCUUUCUAAAGAAGAAAACCCCUUGAAAAGAGAAUCUGAAAUUCAAAUCUCAGUGGAAGCUGCAGAUAGUUUACCUCCAAGCUUAUCGUUUCCAGAAGUAAAGCCAUUUCCUCUGAGUGUUCAAGAUGCAGGGAUGAAAAAUAGCUAAAGAAGAUGACAGAUCAGAUAUUGAUCAAUAAAACUCUAAGCAGCUUCUGAUCUGCUAAAAUAAACAAUGCGUUAAGAAUAGUAUUCUUAUGGAGACUUAAAAUCUAAAAUGUAUAAAGAUAUGGAGGGAGGCAGAGCCUUUUAAAAAUGUUUUAACCUUUUGAUAUGUAAUGGCUUUAAAAGUUGAAGGAAGA
Mauremys mutica (yellowpond turtle) is the source of this 1727-nucleotide messenger RNA. It is a transcript of the gene TNFRSF1B, whose product is annotated as TNF receptor superfamily member 1B. Gene Ontology annotation, molecular function: tumor necrosis factor receptor activity; tumor necrosis factor binding. Gene Ontology annotation, biological process: positive regulation of oligodendrocyte differentiation; positive regulation of myelination; negative regulation of neuroinflammatory response. Gene Ontology annotation, cellular component: membrane. The transcript is spliced from 10 exons. The record is from RefSeq and is a predicted model, not a curated record. The coding region runs from base 140 to 1534 and encodes 464 amino acids. Lineage: Eukaryota; Metazoa; Chordata; Testudines; Geoemydidae.